AUGAAGAAGAAGAGGAAGAAGGCGGAGAAGAAGGGGGUGGACCGGAAGAUUGUGAUUGAAUUGAUCAAUUAUGGCCAAUUUGGUCAAUUUAGUCAAUUUGGUCAAUUUGGUCAAUUUGGUCAAUUUGGUCAAUUUGGUCAAUUUGGUCAAUUUGGUCAACUUGGUCAAUUUGGUCAAUUUGGGCAAUCACCCCAAUGUCAAAUUUCAUUACAUUUCAUUUGUUAUUCCUCUUAUUUGAAUACGAGAGUAUCUGAGAGCUUAGGCCGUGUGCAAACACGAUCAGAUUUCAUCGAAUUAGUAUGUGAUCUUGGUCACCUGAAGAUCGUAUGCGCACGCACCAUCAGAAAUCGCGUGAUAAGGAGUCUUGAGGAGCCAGAAAGCUUUUAG
Molecule: messenger RNA, 387 nt
Organism: Sclerotinia sclerotiorum 1980 UF-70
Lineage: Eukaryota; Fungi; Ascomycota; Leotiomycetes; Helotiales; Sclerotiniaceae
Exons: 2
Coding region: 1-387 (128 amino acids)
Source: RefSeq, a predicted model, not a curated record